This is a messenger RNA of Pelmatolapia mariae (spotted tilapia), 1693 nucleotides long. RefSeq lists its product as uncharacterized. Bases 128 to 754 code for a protein of 208 amino acids. The transcript is spliced from 4 exons. The record is from RefSeq and is a predicted model, not a curated record. Lineage: Eukaryota; Metazoa; Chordata; Actinopteri; Cichliformes; Cichlidae.
UGCUGUUUGACGAAGCGGACUGAACUCCGGGGAGAGAGACAAACGUAAGUAUCGAUCCCAUCACGUCAGUGUAGAUCAGUCUGUAUCGAUGCUUGUAUCGAUCCGUCCAGCCUGAGUUGAAGCAGCAAUGAGUUCAGUUCAGUUUCUGAGAGAGUUCAUCAAGGAGAGACUAACUGCUGUUUGUGAAGAAAUCUUCUCUGAGGUUCAAAAAACCAUCGUCCAGUAUGAGGAGGAGAUCAACCGUCAGCACAGACUGCUGGAUAUCAGCCGGAAACCCGACAGAAACUCACACAUCAUAGACCUCCCACAAAAUCAUGACUGUGAGGAAGAGGAGGGUCUGGAUGAGCAGCAGGUCUGUAACCAGGAGAGGAACUCCAGUCUGGACCAGGAGGACCCAGAGCCUCCACAGGUUAAAGAGGAACAGGAGGAACUCUGCAGCAGUAAGGAGGUAGAGCAGCUUGGACUGAAGCAUGAGUCUGAAGACAUUAUUGUCUGGACUGAUGAAGAGCAGCUCAGACUGCUGGAGACCAUCUGUAAACCUGAGAUAAAGUUACACAGAAUAGACCUCCAACAGCAGGAUGUCUCUGAAAAGGACGAUGUUCUCACAGACCAGCAGGUCUGUAACCAGGAGAGGAACUCCAGUCUGGACCAGGAGGACCCAGAGCCUCUACAGAUUAAAGAGGAACAGGAGGAACUGUGCAGCAGUCAGGAGGGAGAGCAGCUUGGAAGCAGGAGACUGAUGCCUUCAUGGUGACUCGAUCUUAUGAGGAAAGUGACCACAGUGAGCAGCUUCUUUCUCACAGCUCUCCUGAAGGAGAGAGCCGAGAUCAUGAAGAAAAUGGGCAUGUGGAGUCAGGAUCUACUAGAAAUACAGAGCUGAAGAAGAGACGUCACAGGAAGAGAAGUCAUAGACAGAGAGUAGACAACACAGCUGUGUCAGAGAGUCAAAGUAAACCUGUCUCAAGGAAAAAGUCUCUAGAAUGUGACACCUGUGGAAAAACCUUUCGGCAUAAAUUUGAGCUGACUAUACAUCUGAGAGUUCACACAGGCGAGAAACCGUACUCUUGUAACACCUGUGGAAAAAGAUUUUCUCACUCAUCAGCAUUAAAAAGACACAAGAGAAUUCACACUGGUGAGAAGCCAUAUUCCUGUAGCACCUGUGGAAGAAAAUUUAUUCAGAAAUCAAUUUUGGACUGUCAUGAAAGAAGUCACACAGCAUGUCUUCUAUCCUGUUUUCCUUCUCUCACCCCAACCGGUCGCAGGAGAUGGCCGCCCCUUCCUGAGCCUGGUUCUGCUGGAGGUUUCUUCCAGUUAAAAGGGAGUUUUUCCUUCCCACUGUUACCGAAUUGCUUGCUAAUAGGGGGUCAUAUGAUUGAUCUGCAUGUAUUAUUGUAGGAUUACAUGCAGUAUAAACUGUUGUUGUUAUUUGACACUGUAUAAAUCAAAUUGAAUUUAAUUAAAUAUAUUUUGAAGAUUUUUUUUAUCUAAUAUAUGAAACAGCAUAACAUAGUAUUGCUGAGUUUUUCACAGAAUUUUUUCUUUAUUUCUGAUGAUGUUUUGUAGAAAAAUGUAGAAACUGACAUUUUGACUCUUUGGAUAAACAUGCCUAGGAUCCAGUGGUGGUAGGGGGUCCUUGCAAACUUGCAAUGAAAGGUUUUGUUUUAAUGUUCUUCUUCUAAAUAAAUAGUGUUUU